Syngnathoides biaculeatus (alligator pipefish) is the source of this 808-nucleotide messenger RNA. It is a transcript of the gene liat1, whose product is annotated as ligand of ATE1. Bases 380 to 808 code for a protein of 142 amino acids. The record is from RefSeq and is a predicted model, not a curated record. Gene Ontology annotation, biological process: protein arginylation. NCBI's taxonomy places the organism in Eukaryota, Metazoa, Chordata, Actinopteri, Syngnathiformes, Syngnathidae. The transcript is spliced from 2 exons.
UGACGGACUUCCUCGAGAACCGGAAGUUAAAUAUUCACUGAAAGCGCACAAGUGUAAUCUUCUAAACACACACUCGUUCGGAUCUUGUUGUAUUUCUUCAGUCAUUUGAUUCUCAUUUUCGUUGUUUUCUAUUUCAAAACAAUUUUUUUUAAUGGCAAUUAGCAAUACGGCGCUGUUGCCAUAGAAACGUCACGCGGCCCAAGCUCGUCGUCAAACUUUUGUGUCGGUCAAGGCGUCCUGAACAAAUUUGUACACCGAGAGCGAAGUUUACAACAAAUAAAGUGGACUAAAGUAAAGUCUAUCGGGGGUUUGACGAGCCCGACAUCUUGCACCGCUUGUUUGUUUGUUUUUUUGUCUUUGCAGCCAUUAGUUUGUUAGCAUGUCGGAGGAGGAGCAGCAGCACAAGCUGAAGAUUUCCAGCAGCUCGGACGACAAGAAGAAGAAGAGAAAGAAAAGGAAGAAGAGGAAGAAACACACACCUCCGCGAUACACGGUUGACCCAAACCCAGCGGUCGAGCCGGCCGUGCGGGUGACCCCGGUGCCCCGAGGUCAAACGUCCAAACGGCGAGCGGCGUGCAAAAAGAACAAAGAGCCGCCGAGGGAGCCGCCGCCACCCGCCGACGACAUCCCUCCCGACGACGAUCCGGUCACUGCGCCGGACGAGACUGUGCUGGACGAGCAUGCGAGGGAGUGCCUGAGGUGGGAGGGGGUCCUGCCGGACCCCUGGGCGGAGGAGGAAAGGCUGGAAGCCUACCGGGCCAAUAGGAGGCGCCGUUACGCGGCCCUGCGGGAUGCUCAGCUAAACUAG